This is a messenger RNA of Exophiala aquamarina CBS 119918, 813 nucleotides long. RefSeq lists its product as uncharacterized. Lineage: Eukaryota; Fungi; Ascomycota; Eurotiomycetes; Chaetothyriales; Herpotrichiellaceae. The coding region runs from base 1 to 813 and encodes 270 amino acids. The record is from RefSeq and is a predicted model, not a curated record. The transcript is spliced from 2 exons.
AUGUCUCGCCGUGAAUCCGUUGGCCGAGUGGGGACGGCAUCGCAAUCCGACUCAUCAGAGCCCGCCAUGAGAAUGGUGACUGUGGCAGUUCUCCCACCUCGAUUACCGUCUGGAAUGGCACCACCUACGGGCCUUGGUCCCGCCGACAUUUUCUCUUGGAAUGAAGCUGUCAACUGGCAACACAAUGAUGAUGUGAAGCAAGAGGAUCCAGGCCGCAGAAAAAGCUUCAUGCGCAAAGUUGGACUCACCACUCAAAAGAAACGGGCUGGAGAGGAGGACGACCUUCCACCGUUUGUCAUGCGCCAGGUCCCUUAUGACAUAUGGAGAAAGCACUAUGCCAAAGACAAGGAUGGGAAUUACUGGGGCACCCAUGCACCGGCGGAGGACUGUCUCUUAAAACCCGAGAAUGUCCAGAAAUGGCGUCUCGAUGAUCCCACCGCGAAAGGAGACAAAUGGACCAGGGGCCAACACGCCUUGCCCGUCUAUGCCGAAGCCCAGGCCGAAGGGCCAGCCCCGGACUAUCAAAUUGAUGCAAAGGACCACCCCCAGUCAGUGGGAAGCACCACAGUGGAAGCAUGUGACGGGCGUAACACAAUGCAGAGCACGCGGCAAACACCCUUCACAUCCACUUCGGCCAACAACACCUCUCUCCCAUUAGCAAACACAACCCAGCCAGCCAAAAAAACAAUUGCAGACAACAAAACCGCUGCAGAAAUCAUCGCAGACGCGGAAGCCAAACCAAAGCAGAAGAUGACGUGGAAGGAGAAGUUUUCCGAAGGUGCUACAAUGGCUAUGCUGGGCGGCAGUAGUUGA